AUGUAUGGCAGAGCAUUUAUGGUAUGCAUUGCAGACAGUAACAUCUAUACUCCUUUAAAAGGUUACAGUGGGGAGAAUGUUUCACCAAGGAACAUUUCCAUUGGAAUAUCAAGAAAUGGUCUGACUAACGGUCUAUCAGAGGAGGAUGAGGAUGAUUUAAAGAUGGAGCUAGCAAAGGUGUUCUUCUCUCAGUGUUUGUCCAACGUUGCCAUUUUGUCCCAUUCUUCAUGUUGUCAAACAUUGUCAUAUUCAUGUAUGUUGAAUGUGUCUCUUAAGAUAAUAUUUUGUUCAGAUGUUAUUUUGCAUCAUACCCAAAUGAAUGAAAAAAGACAAGUCAUAGAAUAAUUUCCAAUCCAAUUAUGUCUCAACUAUACCUCUGGAUCCUUGAAGGUAAUAUUUUCUGUCAUUUUGUUCUGCUCAGACAGAGGAUGAGAUACAGACAUUACGGCAGGUCCUCUUGGCCAAAGAGAAAUAUGCGGUGGACAUCAAGAGGCAGCUGGGUAUGGGCCCCUUCAGUGAGAUUAAACAGAACAUGUCCAAAGGCUGGCAUGAAGUCCAAACCUCCAAU
Coregonus sp. 'balchen' is the source of this 568-nucleotide messenger RNA. Lineage: Eukaryota; Metazoa; Chordata; Actinopteri; Salmoniformes; Salmonidae. The record is from the annotation of a GenBank genome assembly.